UGACGCCACGUUGCUAGGAAACAAGGCUUCCGUUACCAGCGUGCUUGGUUACAGCUGCUCAACCAAUCGUAUUUCAAGGUUAGUAUGACUGACAUGUCAAAGGGGCGGGUCAAUGUGAAGGAGGCGGGGCUAGAUAGAGGAAGACGCUCGAGCACAUCAACCAAAACAAAAGCGAUCCAACGAAAUAUUUCGCGAUUAAACUGACCAGAUGGUUUGCUGAUGAUGUCGGCCUUCCCAUCCUCCUCCUCCAAGAGUCUGACCUCCACCCCGCUGAAAUCCAGCGUCCCGCAGCGCAGCCGAAGCGUGGAGUCCACCGGAGACUCGACGUCCUCUCUGCUGUCACCCAUCUAUCACGACAGCUUUGAGCUUUCAGACGAGGAACCAGAGCCAGAUCAGCCUCAGCGCGUUCACAACAUCACCGUCACGUUAGCCGAAGAUGUCUCUCCCUCCAGGGAUGAGGUGGACUCAACAGGCCUGGAAGACAGAUCUUCCAGUGGGAACUUCAGACUGAGUGCCUGGGAGCAGUGGAUUGUGGAGAAAGCCAAAGAGGAGCGUGUCAGAAAACAGCAGAAAGCUAUGGAGGAGCUCACGCUGAAGGAAAAAGAGGAAGAGCAGAAGAAAAACCAGCAGAUGAAGAAAGUCGUCUGCGAUUGCAAAAUUCAAGAGUGGCUGCGAAUGAAACGAGAGCAGGAAAAGAAAGAGAGAGAGUCCAAAGAGUUUCAGAAAAGCAAAGAACAGCUUCAAGAGGAGAAAAGACGUGCUGAGAUUGAAGAGAAAGCCCAGGAGAAAUAUAAGGAGUGGAUGCGGAAGAAGAGGCAAGAAGAAACAGAGAGAAAGCUAAAAGAGAAGGAAGAGGCAGCCAGAAGAGAAGCGGAAGAGAGGGAGCGCAAAGAAAAGGCGGAGGAAAGCUUUAAAGAAUGGCUUGACGGUGUAAAAACGAAAGGAAAACUGAGCCGGCGAUCAUCAGCAUCCUCAGCCGGCAACUAUAACAAUGUGAACUAUCCCGCUCCGAGCUUCGUCAACCCCAUUCCCUGGAAACCCAUCCACGUUCCUCAGGAAGACAGAACGCCCAGGAAAAGUUCAGCGCGUAAGAGAACGGCUAAAAGCCAGUCGAGCCGCCGUCUCACACACACACCUAAAGACACCAUGGGUUUGGCUCGCAGGAGACGCUGACAUCUGCUGGUCUCAGUCCAGUAUUAACUCUUCUGA
Messenger RNA from Rhinichthys klamathensis goyatoka, 1209 nucleotides. RefSeq names its product coiled-coil domain containing 34 (gene ccdc34). The transcript is spliced from 7 exons. The coding region runs from base 220 to 1173 and encodes 317 amino acids. NCBI's taxonomy places the organism in Eukaryota, Metazoa, Chordata, Actinopteri, Cypriniformes, Leuciscidae. The record is from RefSeq and is a predicted model, not a curated record.